Messenger RNA from Pocillopora verrucosa, 808 nucleotides. RefSeq names its product short coiled-coil protein A. The record is from RefSeq and is a predicted model, not a curated record. Gene Ontology annotation, cellular component: trans-Golgi network. Lineage: Eukaryota; Metazoa; Cnidaria; Anthozoa; Scleractinia; Pocilloporidae.
CGUUUACCGUCGAAACGACGACGGUAAUCUGUUUGCUGUAUAGGAAUUGCUGUUUUUCAGUGUGAAAAUUUCAUGAAUCUUCACCACCAUGUCAGGUAGUGAGCAAGAAGGUAAAGGGGAGGCCAAGAUGGUUUCGAUUCCCUUGUCAUCCGAUGAUGAGACAUCACUCGGGACAAGCAGUCAUUAUCCAAAUCAACCAAGCUACAAUUCUAAGGAAGGAAGAGAAGGUGGUGCCUUACAAGAUGAUGUAACAGAGGACGAAGAAAAUGAAGCAGAUGAGAAAAAGCGCCUUAUUAGUCAAGUACUUGAGCUUCAAAACACUCUUGAUGAUUUAUCCCAGAGAGUAGAUGCUGUAAAGGAUGAAAACCUGAAGCUUAAAUCAGAAAACCAGGUACUUGGACAGUACAUUGAAAAUUUAAUGUCAGCCUCAAGUGUUUUUCAGCCGGCUAACCCUGACAGCAAGAAAAGGCCGAACCCUUCCAAACCAGGGGUGAAGAAAGGAGACAAGACGAUAUAUUAAUGUUAACAUAUAAAGGAAGAAUUUCUUCGUGUUUAUCUGAUAUAUCAUUACCUAACUGCUAUUUUGUGAGCAUUUUUUUCCUUGCCAUGGAUCCAAGACUCUAUGAGACUGAAGAAAUGAGACUUAAGCAUUUAACAGAGAUAGUAUUUAUAUAUGUUAUAGUAGUAUAAUUUGUCAACAAUAAUAAUUUUUUGUUGACUUAUUUCACUUUUGUUUGAGGACAGGGAGUCAUGGCAACAUUAAAAUGCAAAAUCAUUCCGCGAAUGAAGCUAUCUGGGCUAUAUUUUG